This is a messenger RNA of Notolabrus celidotus (New Zealand spotty), 3926 nucleotides long. It is a transcript of the gene dachd, whose product is annotated as dachshund d. The record is from RefSeq and is a predicted model, not a curated record. The coding region runs from base 422 to 2338 and encodes 638 amino acids. Lineage: Eukaryota; Metazoa; Chordata; Actinopteri; Labriformes; Labridae. The transcript has 15 exons.
CUUUCUCCUGUGCUGUCACGUUUGACGUCCAGCUGUCCUCACUCUCCUGCCACUCAACAGACUCCGAGGCUUCUUCUAAAAAAAGAGGUAAUAAGAAGUAUGAACGGCUUUUAUUGUUUUGAGUAGCUCCAGCUGUGAUCUCGCACUGAAAACACCUCCUGAUUACGCGCGUGAGGGUGAUGGCCUAUGUCCUGUUUGACUCUGACAAAAACUAAACUUCCAACUGGUGUUUUGUUCAAAAUAAACCUACUCUGAAUGCUAAUGGAGGAGCUACCAUGCCAACAUCUUGAAACAUUCAGUGUUUGGGAUUAUCUAAGCAAAGAGGCUGCUGUGUUCUUCCACUCAUCCUGGCUGGGAGAUAUCAGCAAGCUGCUUUCAACCCUGAAAAGAUGUGACAAGUCGACCUCAAGUCAAGGUGACCAUGGCCGUACCGGCUGCUCUGAUCCCACCAACUCCUCUGGUUCCGCCGCCUCCGAUCUCUACUCCCUCCGCGACCACGUCCCCGCCGUCGACAACUUCAUCACCGUCUCCAUCCCUGGCCCCCCCAUCCGGACCCGGGCAGAACCUGUUCAGAUCAGAGCUCCUCGCCACCGGGAGCCCGGGCAUCCCGUCCGCGAAUCUCCCCCCCGGCAAACCCGUGUACUCGACCCCGUCGCCUGUUGAAAACAUACCGCAAAACAACGAGUGCAAGAUGGUCGAGCUGCGCGGUGCCAAAGUGGCCUCUUUCACCGUGGACGGCAGCGAGCUCAUCUGCCUUCCUCAGGCUUUCGACCUGUUCCUGAAGCACCUGGUCGGCGGACUGCACACGGUCUACACCAAGCUGAAGCGGCUGGAGAUCACGCCGGUGGUGUGCAAUGUGGAGCAGGUCCGCAUCCUCAGAGGGCUCGGCGCCAUCCAACCCGGGGUGAACCGCUGCAAACUCAUCUCCAGAAAAGACUUCGAGACACUCUACAACGACUGCACCAACGCGAGCUCAAGACCAGGCCGGCCCCCGAAGAGGACCCAGAGCGUGACAUCGCCGGAAAACCCCCACAUCAUGCCCCACUCGGUCCCCGGCCUCAUGUCCCCUGGCAUGAUCCCACCCACAGGCCUGACAGCGGCGGCGGCAGCAGCUGCCAACGCAGCCAUCGCCGAGGCCAUGAAGGUCAAGAAGAUCAAGCUGGAGGCGAUGAGCGGCUACCACGGCAACGCCAACCACCAUGGGGCCGACGGAGAGAACGGAGACCUUAGCUCCACCGUCGGCCUGGAACUCCCCUUCAUGAUGAUGCCACACCCCCUGAUCCCAGUCAGCCUGCCCCCUGCCUCUGUCACCAUGGCCAUGAGCCAGAUGAACCACCUCAGCACCAUCGCCAACAUGGCCGCCGCAGCACAGGGCCAGAGUCUGCCCUCCAGAAUGGUCACUUCUGUUAUAAAGAUCAAAGACCUCCUCCCAGAAAAGGUGUCGUUUCCAUGGUGUUAUAUGAAGGGGUUGCAGGAACGGGUGCCGGACAGUCCCUCCCCUGCUCCCUCCUUAGAAGACCACAGGAGGCCGGGCAGUCACCCAUCGUCCCACCGCAGCAGCAGUGUGUCCAGCUCCCCUGCCCACACAGAAAGCUCCUCAGAUAGGAUACGUACGUCUCCUUAUAACUUCACAGCACAGAGAAAUGCGAUACAUCACAACGGCCUGUCAAUGAACCAUGCCCUGCUAGGCCUGUCCCCCAACAUCCCACCUGGGCCUAAAGAGGGAGACCUGGCCCACGACAUGAGCCAUGAAGCAAAGAGGAUGCACACUGACAAAGAGGACAACUCAUUGUGCACCCCAACAGCAAGAGACAGCUACGAGAGGUUGUCAUUGGCCGGACAGGGUCUGCCACCAGGCUUCCCCUCACCAUUCCUCUUCCCAGACGGCCUGUCGUCAAUAGAGACUCUCCUCACUAACAUACAGGGCCUGCUCAAAGUAGCAAUCGACAACGCGCGGGCUCAGGAGAAACAGGUGCAGCUGGAGAAGACGGAGCUGAAGAUGGAGCUGUUCAGAGAGAGGGAGCUGAGGGAGACUCUGGAGAAGCAGCUCGCCAUGGAGCAGAAGAACAGAGCGAUCGUUCAGAAGCGUCUGAAGAAGGAGAAGAAGGCCAAGAGGAAACUCCAAGAAGCUCUGGAGUACGAAUCCAAGAGGAGAGAGCAGGCCGAGCAGACCCUGAAGCAGCCCUCGCCCUCCGACAGCAUGCGUUCACUCAACGGUCAGACACUCCACCACUCUCUGACCCCUGAGAUGGAGAGUGACCGCAGCAGUGGAAGAACAGAUGCUGAAAGGACAAUACAAGAUGGAAGACUGUUCCUGAAAACCACAGUGAUGUACUGAUAAGGCCGCGAGGAGCUGGAGGAAAUAAAAAUUUCAGAAAAAAACAAAAAAGAGAAAAAAAAGUGGGAGAAAAAAAAAACCCAUGAAGAUUCUCCAGGCUGGUGUAGUGAGGAGGAGGAGGAGGAGGAGGAGGAGGAGAAGCUGCUUGUAAGGAGUUCAGUGGAAAAAUGCUGUGUUCACCCCAAAAUGCUGGAGGAGGUGUCUGAAUGUAGAAUAAGAUUUUUUUUCUCACAGCGGUGAAUAGUUUGAUGAAGCGGGUUUGGACGGAGCGGGUUUGGGCCAACGUGAGGGAUGAAUAAAUAUAUUGAGCACAGUAAAAACGUACCCGUGGUACACCGUUGGUCAUAAAUUUCACAGCACUGAAGAUUUUUUAUACUGUAUCUCAGCCAGCGAGAAAAGCUUCGAAAAAGAAAUUCGACUGAAGUUUUUGUUUUUGUAUUUCAAAUUGAAUUUUGAGAAGCUGAAAAAAAAAAUGACACGCGGAGAGGAGAAGAAAAAGAAAAAAAAGCAAUCCUCUUGUUUGUUAAAAAGAGAAGACUGAUGUUUGAUUUUCAUGUUUUCUAAAUUAGAUGACAAUACAAUCAAGUUUCCUUUUUACCAUUUGUGUAUAUAUGAGAUCUGAUGAUAAUGAUAGGAAAAACCCUCUUUAUCGAGCCCCAGCGGAUUGAUGAGGUAUGUGUAUAUAACGUUAAGAGGUAUUGUGUAUGCAGUAGAGCUAUUAGGCAAACAAUACCACCAUUUAUAUAAACCUACAGUUUUGUUUCCUUCUAUUUCUGAGCCAUCAUUCUUUCCUAUAGCUGCCAUUUUUUUGGUGAGAAAGCAUGCAGGCAUGUAAAUGUUUGUCCUGGAAUUAUGAUAUUUAAUAAAUCCUAUAUUGUGCUGAACAAAUAUUAGGGUUGACUCUCACAAGCCCGGAUGAUUUUGAAAACAUAACUAUCCAACAUUUCACUUUCAAAAUGAAGACUUUUGCUGUCGAUAGUACUGUAAUCUUUGUAACAGAGGUAAUAUUUCUUGGAUUUUACUGUACAUUUUUUGUCAUGACACACACACGCACACACACACACACUCAAAAAACAGCACCUCUUGAUGCUUUUUUAAGAAGAAAAUAUCCAGACGUGUUCUGAUCACGUGUCAGCUUGAGAAACAAUCAGUCAUGACACAACUUUUUUGGAAACUGAAUGCCAUUUAAUCCCUGUUGAAGCGACACACAAACUUUUUCUGUUUUUCUUCCGAGUGUUUCAUGAUAUCCUGAUGAGAAGAAGAAAAAAAAAACUCAUACUAAGUUAUGAUUUUUCUGUUACUUUCCCUAAAGACUUUUGGUGCUGAAACACCUGUGUAUAUUCUCUAGACAUAAGCUGAUGUCAGUCCUUUAACUGCAAACAGUUUAGACCUUAUGUGUUACAAUCAGGAGAGGAGGAGGAGGAGGAGGAGGAAGAGGAGGAGGAGUGUCCCAUGUUCACAAUGUGUUUGUUCUUUUUGUUCUCAAUGGAGUGUCUAGGUCUGUUGUCACUGAUAACUUAUAUAGCUUCUCGAAUCAUCUCUUCAUUGUACUUCAAAUUCAAAUAAAGUUAACAUGUUGAUGAUAAAA